This is a messenger RNA of Paraphaeosphaeria sporulosa, 472 nucleotides long. RefSeq lists its product as uncharacterized. The transcript has a single exon. The coding region runs from base 124 to 423 and encodes 99 amino acids. Lineage: Eukaryota; Fungi; Ascomycota; Dothideomycetes; Pleosporales; Didymosphaeriaceae. The record is from RefSeq and is a predicted model, not a curated record.
GUCUGCAUACAUCUCUCGCGAUCCAUCGGCCCGGGGUCAAUCUACUCGAGUUAAACUCGCUCAGUGCUGUGCGAGGCAUUUGGCUGGUACUAAUAACGGUGAGAUCAGCAGGAUCUGGCUAAUAUGGCUUUGAUGAACGGUCACAUGAUGCCCCAAUCUAUCCCACGUCAAGGUCUCAGAACACGAAACAGUUUUGCAUGGGCCAGGUUGGCUCCGAGUCUCGUCUUCGAGUACCGUAGUAGAGAGCGCUUAAUACCGAUGCGAUAUCCGUCCGUCUUCGAGUACCGUAGUAGAGAGCGCUUAAUACCGAUGCGAUAUCCGUCUCGUCAGCCGCCACAUCCCACUCACCAUGUAGACCAUCACAGGUCCGCCUCUCUCGAGCGUCCCACCUGGACAAUGCCAGCACACUUUUUUCGCUCCUAACCUGCCUCUGAAUCUCAUCCGCCCCGCAGCCCCGCCGCUUCGCCUCCCC